Messenger RNA from Trifolium pratense (red clover), 1816 nucleotides. Its product is annotated as ureidoglycolate hydrolase. The transcript has 12 exons. Gene Ontology annotation, molecular function: hydrolase activity, acting on carbon-nitrogen (but not peptide) bonds, in linear amidines. Bases 316 to 1707 code for a protein of 463 amino acids. NCBI's taxonomy places the organism in Eukaryota, Viridiplantae, Streptophyta, Magnoliopsida, Fabales, Fabaceae. The record is from RefSeq and is a predicted model, not a curated record.
GAUGCAAAUAAAAUACGACUAAAAAUUAUUCCACAAAAAAUUAAAUUAGAGUUCUCAGUUCUCACCAAGGAUUCAUCUUAAAACAUGUUAAACACUUUCCAAUGUCUUGGUUUCUUUGACAAAGUGUUGAAGUAGGUUGAUUAAGCCCAACAAUUAUUAGUAACAAAUUGCUCCUGAUUUUUGUAUUGCACGUGAGGGGUCAUAACACGUGCACGUGUAAAGUCAUCCAGUUCCAGUAUAUCUUUGUCACUCUAUUCUGUAACUUUUGAUCAAUAGCGAGUGGUUGCUGAAUUUGAGCAACAACAAACCUCAAAAAUGUUUCAUCACUACGUCGUACUACUCUUCUUGUUAUGCACCUCAAUUUCAUCUCAUCAACAUGAUCACGACCCUUCAAUCAUCUCAACCAUGGACCAAUUUUCAGGUUACUCAAUCCUUGAACCCACUUCUAUUUCUUCACUAUCCGUUGAUGCUCAGGGUCUGCAGAACCAGAUUGAUGAACUUUCAGGAUUUUCUGAUGCACCUGCUCCAUCGGUAACCAGGGUUUUGUACACUGAUAAGGAUGUUUUAGCUCGCAGGUAUGUAAAAAAACUCAUGGGAAAUGCUGGUCUAUCUGUGAGAGAGGAUGCUGUUGGUAACAUAUUUGGUCGAUGGGAUGGCAGUGAACCCGAGCUGGCUGCAGUUGCAACAGGUUCACACAUUGAUGCUAUACCUUACUCGGGAAAAUAUGACGGAGUUGUUGGUGUUUUAGGCGCUAUUGAAGCCAUCAAUGUUCUGAAAAGGUCUGGCUUCAAACCUAAAAGACCACUGGAAGUCAUAUCAUUCACGUCGGAAGAACCUACACGCUUUGGAAUAAGUUGCUUAGGAAGCCGCUUAUUGGCUGGGAGUGAGAAUCUUGCAAAUUCUCUAAAGACAGUAGCGGAUGGUCAAAACAUAUCCUUCUUAGAUGCUGCAAGGUCUGCUGGGUACGCAAAAACUGAAGAUGACUUAUCGAGUGUGUUUUUAAAGAAAGGAACCUAUUCUGCUUUUGUAGAAUUGCACAUAGAACAAGGGCCUAUUUUGGAGGAUGAAGGCAUAUCUAUCGGCAUAGUCACUGCCAUUGCAGCUCCGGCAAGUCUAAAAGUUGAAUUUGAAGGAAAUGGUGGCCAUGCAGGUGCCGUCCUUAUGCCUAACAGAAAUGAUGCGGGUCUUGCGGCCGCUGAAUUAGCCCUGGCUGUUGAGAAGCACGUCUUGGAAUCUGGAUCUGUUGAUACUGUUGGCACUGUCGGUAUCCUUGAACUGCAUCCUGGAGCAAUCAAUAGCAUCCCUAGCAAAUCACACAUAGAAAUCGACACUAGGGACAUAGAUGAAAAAAGAAGAAACGAAGUUAUUGAGAAAAUCCAUGAAACAGCAAUUAGAAUAACCAAAACCCGAGGUGUCAAGCUCUCUGAGUUCCAUAUCAUCAAUCAGGAUCCCCCUGCCCUUUCUGAUAAAGUAGUCGUCAAUGCGAUGGAAGCUGCAACAAAAGAGCUAAACUUGACGAGCAAAUUGAUGAUUAGUAGAGCUUAUCAUGACUCUUUGUUUAUGGCCAGAGUUUCUCCGAUGGGCAUGAUUUUCAUUCCUUGCUACAAAGGAUACAGCCAUAAGCCAGAAGAGUUUGCUAGCAUUAAAGAUAUGUCAAAUGGUGUUAAAGUAUUGGCUUUCACCUUAGCCAAAUUGUCCCUUCAGUAAUAUCUUAUGUAAUGUAUUUCUGUUACACCUUAGUAAUUAAAUAAAUUCCAAAAUUUAGAUAUACCACUUUUGUCUUAAAUGAACCAUCUAAUAUGAAAAAUUUCAUACA